AUGGCGGUCAAAGAUCGUCGUCGUGCUGUUGUUCGCCAUAAGUAUUGCUUAAAUUGUUUGGCCCGUUCGCAUAAAACAGCGCAGUGCACAUCAACUAAUUUAUGCCAACGUUGCGAAAGGGGACACCACACCCUACUCCAUGAACCAAUUCAACAAAGACUACAACCAGAACGAUGCCGAGCUGACAGAAGAAGAGUUCUAAAAAACAAAUGCCAACGUCCAACUACACAAUUGCGUCCAGCCGAGAGAGGUGGUCAUAACUCAGCAAAUUCUAGACUACGUUAUGGUAAUAACAGUAAUUCAGAAAAAUCUCAACGGUGCCUGGAGAAAGCUUUUCAAUUGCAUCGACCUUCACGUAAUGUACCACAAAUUUAUUACACUCAACAGGGGCCACCAGGACCCCCUGGUCCACCUGGACUACCAGGACCUAUGGGUAAUAAGGGACCCAGGGGACCAACAGGUGAUAUAGGACCAGCUGGUGUUAUGGGACCUCAAGGAGCUCCAGGCAUUGAUGGUCGUGAUGGCCCAAAUGGCAUGCAAGGACCUCCGGGGUUGAGAGGACGUCGCGGUUUUCCUGGUGCCCGUGGACCGCCGGGACAAUCAGGACCCCCAGGUUUUAUGGGUCCUCCUGGUCCACCAGGACCACCGGGGACUUCAGCACGACAUAUGUUGUCUUAUAUAGAGGCUGAAGAUCAAUAUGAUGAUGAAUACUAA
Stomoxys calcitrans (stable fly) is the source of this 714-nucleotide messenger RNA. Its product is annotated as collagen alpha-2(IX) chain-like. NCBI's taxonomy places the organism in Eukaryota, Metazoa, Arthropoda, Insecta, Diptera, Muscidae. The record is from RefSeq and is a predicted model, not a curated record. Bases 1 to 714 code for a protein of 237 amino acids. The transcript has 2 exons.